Molecule: messenger RNA, 483 nt
Organism: Prorocentrum cordatum
Lineage: Eukaryota; Dinophyceae; Prorocentrales; Prorocentraceae
Source: the annotation of a GenBank genome assembly
AUGGGGAGGGCGAAGGCAGAGUCAACGAAAGACGCACUUAAGGACAAGGAGUACAAGGACGGAAUCGACGACCUCGCGAAGGCCACUGUGGUGAAGCCUGGCGACUUGGACGAGAAGGCCGUCAAGUACUUGGACUUUGUCCAGGCGAACGGAGGCCGCGGCAACGAGGCGUGUGCUUACCUCAAGGGCGCUCUGGAAGGCAUGUCGCGCGACCACGUCUCAAACUGGAAGGCGUACGUCUACACGCUGCUCCGCGGAUUUGACGAGGAGGCCUACAAGCAGAUGAAAAUAUCCGAGGGCAAGAAAGUCAGGCCGGCACGAGCGAAGACAGAAAAGGACAAGGAGAAGAAGGACAAGUUCCCGACAAAGCAGUUCGAGUUCAACGCUGGGGCCGCGGAGUUCGUGCCGGGCCAGUCGUGGAGUGCGCCCCCGGGCGGGGAGAAGAAGGCGGACGAGGCCGAGGCGAAGGCCGAGGCGAAGUGA